Messenger RNA from Hyla sarda, 3319 nucleotides. RefSeq names its product ankyrin repeat and EF-hand domain containing 1 (gene ANKEF1). Gene Ontology annotation, molecular function: protein binding. The record is from RefSeq and is a predicted model, not a curated record. The coding region runs from base 178 to 2547 and encodes 789 amino acids. The transcript is spliced from 10 exons. Lineage: Eukaryota; Metazoa; Chordata; Amphibia; Anura; Hylidae.
CUACAUUGUAUCAUGGUUCCCAUGGAGACGGAGCGGCGCGUCCUUCCUAACACUCAGCUCCGGCUAUAGGAAUGCAGAGAGAUCUCCGGGAUCUGAAGGAGGAGGCGGAGGAGGAGACGUGCGGGAGAUCCCGGGCUCAAUCUCCAUAGAGCAGAAACGUCACAGAAUUUACAACAAAUGGCAUUAGAGUCAUCUGUAGCAAAAGGAAGACUAGAAACUCUACAGGUCUACAAAGUUCUUCAGUGCGUCAGAGAGCAAGACAAGGAACAGAUAGAAAAACUCACCAGACUUGGCGUCCCAAACGUCAUAAACCUUACUGAGCCCAACAAUGGAGACGGUGUUCUACACGUGGCUGCUGUGGCCAAUAACGUUGACAUGUGUCACUUCUUGCUCUCCCUUGGAGCCAAUCCUAACAUGCAGGACUUAAAGGGAUAUACACCAGCCAUGAAGGCUACAGAAUUAGGUCAUGACUUAGUGCUGGAGGUGCUUUUGCAGGCCGAAGCUGACAUGACCGUUGUGAAUAAAGAAGGCAAAGGCAUUCUGUUUUACUGCAUUUCGCCUACUAAGAGGCAUCUACGUUGCUUUCAGCUGGUGUUGGCCUCUGGAGCUGAUGUCAAUAACACUUCAGUAGAAGGAAUACCGGUGCUGCUGGCAGCAUGUGAACAGGCGCAAGAAUGUAAAGAAAUGUGUCUAAGAUUAUUGGAGAAGGGAGCCAAUCCCAACACUUCUAAUCCGAAAACAGGUCGCACAGCUUUGAUGGAAGCAGCAAGAGAAGGAGCGGUGGAAGUUGUCCGCAGUAUAUUAGAGAAAGGUGGAGAUGUCAACGCUAUUGAUAACCAGCGAUAUCAUGCUGUUCAUUUUGCUGCUAGAGGUGGAUUUUUUGAGAUCUUGAAGGUGCUGUCUGCAUACAAAGGAGACAUGGGGAUUAUUGCGAUGGAUGGAAACACGGCUCUUCACCUUGCAGCCGGUGGUGGGAUCGUUGAUUGCUGCAAGUUCCUCGGACAAAGAGGUUGUGAUCCCACCUGGAAAAAUAUAAAAACGCUGACACCUAAAGCCAUUGCCAAAGAAGGUGGUUUUAAAGCUGCUAUGAAGGAAAUAGGAAAAGCAAUGCGUCUUUUUAAAAAAUACUCCAAGCCAAAUGUAAAGAAUCCCAACCCACCCUGGGCCCUUACAUUACAUGACUGGUCAUUCGAGCACCAGUUGGCCCUUCGGGAAUCAUUUGCUUUGUUGGAUAAAGGAGAAGGAACCAUCUCCAAGGCAGAUUUUGUUGAAGUCCUCACAGAGAAAGGAGCUCCAGUGACCACAGAACAAAUAGAGACCAUUGUUCAUCUUCAUGAAAAAGGUAGAGGAGGGAGCAUCAGCCCCGAGGAGUUUUUGAAAGGGUCAAAGUACCUACAAAAAGCUUUCCUUCUAUCCUCCUAUGGACCGAAAAAGAAAAAAGGAAAAAAAGGCAAGAAAGGGAAAAAAGGAAAGCGUACACUACUGAUGCCAAUAUGCACAAUGCCAAGUCACCUUAUCUCACGGCGGGAAGAUGGUGGGCCACCCAACUUUAUGAUUAAAGCUUGUCAUAAUGUUACUGAUGUCAACCGAUUUGAUUGUGACCACCCACCCCAAAAUCCACUAACAGAUGAUACCGGCUGGUAUGUGGAUGACCAGGAAAAAGAGUAUACUCAUAUAAACCUUGCCUCCAAAACUGGAGACCUUGAGUCCCUGAAAAGGGCCUUUGAAGAGGGAGUAUCAGUGGAUGUGAAAGAUAUCUUUUAUAAAACGCCCCUGAUAGCUGCUUGUGCUUAUGGAAAUAUGGAGGCUGUCAGAUUCCUUCUGGAUAAAGGUGCCGACGUCAAUGCGAGUGAUAAUUUCAUGUGGACCCCGCUUCAUCAUGCUUGUCAUGCCGGCCAGAGCGACAUUGCUGAACUUCUGCUAAAAUAUGGCGCCAAGAUAGAUGCUGUAGCCCUGAAUGGAUCCACGCCACUCAUGAGAGCAGUGGAAAGUGGAAGUCUGGACUGUGUUCAGAUGUUAUUGCAGUCAGGAGCAAAGGUGCAGAUUGUCAACAAGAAAGGACAAAAUGUUCUUGAUGUGGCAAAAGCAUAUGCUGACUACAGACUCACUGACUUGAUUCAAGCCAAACUAGACAGCUUGCCAAAACCGAAAGAGAAGAAAGGCAGCAAGAGGAAAGGUAGAAUGGAAGGCAAAUCUAAAGCAUUAUCUAAGCCACAGACCCCUGCAAUUCCAGACACUCUACGUACAAAGCCAGAGAUAUCAGCAUCUACAGAGUUUCUACUUAAAAGAAAGGAGAAGAAGAGUGCCAUUGUGCAGCUAAAUAAUCUAAUAACUUUGGGAGAAACAAAGAAAGUUGACAUAACUUUUGUACCAAAAACAGUUUGGGUUACUGAACCCUCAACACCAGAUCGUAUAAGGAAGAGAGAACAUCAGAGGGAACGAUUUACAUAUGAAGUUGAUUUUGAAGACUUUAAGAUGCCAUUUAGCAAGAAUCUCAUAGAGAAAUCAUUGGCCCUAGUGAAUGGUGAUCCUACAAUGUGCAUCUAAAUAGUUACUUAUGGGCAAGUUUACAUGAUACUGAGUUUACAUGUAAUAAAUCUAUAUAGAAGAUACUGUAUUCACUGUACUGCAUUCACAAUGCCAAUAACUAAGGUGCAACUUUGUGAUAAAUGCAUGUCUUAAGUAAUUGUUCUUUGAUACUGUACCUUACAAUAUAAUCUUGUGAUCACUGGGUAAAUUGGAAAAAACAUGGUAAAACAUCGGAUAGGGGAUACAUUUUUUUCCAUGAUACUUGUCCUUUAAUGGUUCCACAAUGGCAUCCCGUCAUUUAGAAAAAUAGUUUUUAUGAUAAUAAUUGCAUAACACAUUUUUAAUGGUGACAACUUCCUGGAUUUUGAUAGGUUUAUCAGGAAGGCUAGUGUAUUAUUUUUGCACCACAUCCAUGACUUGGUGUAACUUAUUGAGGCCCAACUCAAGAUUUUUUUUUAUUUAUUUUUUUAGUGGCACUGAAGACCCUGGACUAUUCCACCCUAUGCAACACAAAUGUAGAACAAAUUUAUCCAAAUACCCCCACCUCCAAAACAAAGGAAUGUUCCUCUACUUUGGGAUCACAGCGAUCCGACAGCAUUAGAUUCUCUGUAUUGUCUGACCAGCUUUUUAAAGGGAUACUCCCCCCUAGACAUCUUAUCCCCAAUGCAAAGGAUAGGGGAUAAUCUCUCUGAUCGCAGGGGUCCCGCUGCUGGGGACCCCCGCGAUCUCAUCUGCGGCACCCCCAGACAUCAUGCCGGAUGACUGGCAAUGCAGGACGGAGACUCAUAAU